Messenger RNA from Vespula pensylvanica (western yellowjacket), 3237 nucleotides. RefSeq names its product protein lines (gene lin). Lineage: Eukaryota; Metazoa; Arthropoda; Insecta; Hymenoptera; Vespidae. The coding region runs from base 1065 to 2849 and encodes 594 amino acids. The transcript has 2 exons. The record is from RefSeq and is a predicted model, not a curated record.
AGUUGCCGAUCAUCCUGCAUAUUUAUUAUGAGACUUUUUAAUCGGGAUUAAUUUUAAUAAGAAUAAUUGUAUAAUAAUCUCUCAAUGAAUAUUUAAUGAAGUUUACUAACGGUUUUGAAGCAAUUACUGAAGCGGUUCUUUUAAUCUCGCUCAGUACAUUGUGGAAUGUGCGACGAGGAGCUACUGUGUUACGCAGCUCCGCAUGAUGCCAUCUCAAAAUAAUAUUUUAAACACGAAGAAUUCGUGUCUUAUGCAUUAUCGAGUUAAUAUUUUACCGCUCGAUAUAAGAUAUAAAGCGUUUUAUGUGGACGCUUUGUUCGCCGUAUUAAAUAAAUACAGAUUUAUUAUUUUUACUCGGUAGCAUGUAUACGUGGCAACAGAGCAAAGCUGGGCUCGAGUGCCCAGUCACUUCCUAGUCAAAAGAAUUUCAUCGAUCACAAACAAUAAUAUAUUUAUAUCGUAGAACAAGUGAAAUACAGUGAAAACAUUAACUUCAAUAACAAUGAUUCCAACGUGUACGUUUACUUACUUACGAAAUUUUUAACGAAAGAUCUUGCUAUGCGCAAUUAUUCGCAACAUAACAAGGAGCGUCGGUUUUAUGCGUUACAUGUGCAACCACUGUUAAAGUUGACUUCACCGCUAUAAUUUUUUAAAUACAUCUAUGAAUAAAUACGAUUUUUCACCUUUAUUAACAUUGGGACUAUUUAUUAUCUGCCCGGAUGUAUUAAAGCAAUAUCUCGUAUACUACUGAUACACGUGAACGCAUUUUAAUAUCUAUAUCUAAUUAUAUGUAUAUAUACAACAGUGUGUUGAACAUAUAAAUACUUUGUUGAACUACCUAUAAAAGAAGAUCUUUUGGAAUCUCAUCUCUAACAAAUAUCAACAGGAUUUAUAUGAUAUUUCUAUGAAUGAUAUAAUCACUGAAAGCAAAUGUGGAACGAAUCAUAUUUGGCAUUUAUGUGGUAUUCCUCUUGUUGGAAGAUCAUGUGCAUUAUGAAGAUAACUUGAUAAAAAGUUUAUAAGAGAUAUAAGAGAUAAAAGUAGAUGUUGGAAUAUAUUUGCUAAUGGUGCUUUGGCGCUGUCUUUAUUUUCCUCCUGUCAGCACAAUGGAGGAACCUGCAAAAAAGAAACAACGUCUUGAGAAUAGUAAUGAUGGAAGAGAAUCAUUCACUGAUAUACAAUGUUUUCAGAAUAGUUUAUUAGCUCAGUGUUUAUGCAACAUACCAGAGAGUAGUUUGCGCAAACCAUUUACCACUGCAACAGUGGAGAUGGCAGAUGGUAGUUUUCGUCCUAUAGUAUUAUCCGAAUGGGAACCUGAUCAAACAUUGGAGUUUCUAAGCGCCUUGCAGCUUCUUUUCGACUUGGCCAUCAAACAGAAUACAAGGGGUGUUAUGUGCAGUAGAGUUGCAGAUGUUUGUGAUGCAUUAGCACGAAAUGAACAUGGUAUUAUAGAUCAAAUCAUUGAUCUUUCAAGUACAACCAAUAAGUUUAUAUCGUUUGUCGCAAGCAGAGUUUUGGCUUCAUUUUUUAUUGUAACAAAGGACAAUAUUGAAGUUGCUUGGUUGGAGAGACUUACUCAAUCUUUAGUGAAUACUCACUCUCCCAGUCAAAUGGUAUUCACUUUGGAUAUUGUGAAAAGAGUGGUAGAACAUAAAGAUUGCAGCAUUCAUCCAUUGGAAGAGACAGACAGUUUAGUGCCACCGUCCAGUUGUAAUACUAUAACAAUAUCAGACACAGAAAGUUUUGAUAGUACUUCGAUAAAAGCUAUGUGUGUUAAAGUACUAGAAUCUAAAUGGACUAUAUUAGUAUCCAAAUUUGAUGCAAUUCUUGCCUCAUACACACCACAGCACGAGUCUGCUGUUGUAACAUUUCUAGAUUUAUGGGAAUCAAUAAUUUCUGUAAAAGCUAAUUUAUCGGUUAUCGAUACUAAGCUUUUUUAUUCUCAAUUAGACAAUUUGGUUUUGUUGCUGAAUGCCAAUGUUCCAGGUAUAAUCUGGAGACAUCUUUUAGGAUUGUUUAACGAAGUAUUAUGUUAUGGUAGUACAUUAGCACUACAAGAUGUCUUACCUGAUGAACCUUGCUCUCUAGCACAUUUAAUUGUUCGUGCUGUUAAAGAUUGGAGAUUAUUAGAUUCCUUGCCUUAUCGUCAUGGAUCUGGAAGAUUUGGAGGUGGUUCUGGCGAAGGAGACAGACCGCUUCUUCAGAAAAUUGUGCUCUUAGUUUUAAAAAGUGUUGCAGUGACUGUUAAGGAAACACGCAGUGAUUCUAGUGAUUCUUCUUUAGGCUCAGAGGCAGAAGAUCUUGAUGCUGACAUGGCAGUUAUUGAAAGAAGUAUCAGAGAAGUUUUAAGACAGCUAGAUCAAUGUGUCAAAACAUUAAUGCCUUUUCAUCCAGAAAUGCCAUUAUCACAAUGGGUUGUACAAAUGUUUCAUGAUCAAGAUGACUUCCUGAUAGAAGGCAUGGUCUGUUGCCUUGAUGUAGCAGUUGGUCUUUUUUAUAGAGGACCACCACAAAAUGAUUUAGGUCAUAUGCUUAGUCCAACAUUAACAUUUAUACAAUUCAUACAUGCUGUAUCUCAUGAUCCAGAUGUUUUAUUAGACUUACUUGUUAGUAAUGAAACUUGUUUUUUAUUGUAUUUACUAAGAUUCUUGAAGUAUAUCAGAAGAAAUUGGCCAGAAUUUGUAUCAUGUUGUGGUAGAGAGUUGGAUGAUACCAUGACAAUAUUAAUAAGACUUCGAUUGGCAAUAGACAGAUUAGUGUCUAAAGCUUUGUUUCCCUAUAACAUCAAUCCAGUUCUCCGUUUAUUAGAAAAAUGUGAAUCCUUUUAUGAAGGUAACAUAGAUAAUUAAUCUUCAAACUGGGGAGAAAUUUUUAAUUGGUGAAUAUAGAUAUACGAAAUUUAUUUCAAUUAAAAAUAAUAUGGUACAGAUAGAGAGCAAAAAUUUUGGUAAAAAUAAGAAUUAAUAAAUAUAAUGCUUUCUUAUUAAAUGUGAGAAAGAAAUUCUUUUAAUUUAUUAACUCAUCCUCCCUGGUUAAGAGGUUAAUCGAUGACUGUAUUAUAAUGAUAUAAAAUGUUAAAACUUAAAUAUUAUUAGCUUAAUGUGUACAAAACUGUUAAGAUAUUUGCAGAUUUCUUCGGUAAGAAGUAAUCUGCAGCAUGUAACUUGGGUGCACUUUUGGUAUAAAGACAAAAUGUACUGUUUAUAUGAUAAUAUAAAGUUUUAGAUUUGUAAAAUA